Penaeus indicus is the source of this 591-nucleotide messenger RNA. Its product is annotated as rhoptry surface protein CERLI2-like. The coding region runs from base 1 to 591 and encodes 196 amino acids. NCBI's taxonomy places the organism in Eukaryota, Metazoa, Arthropoda, Malacostraca, Decapoda, Penaeidae. The transcript is spliced from 3 exons. The record is from RefSeq and is a predicted model, not a curated record.
AUGGGUGAAGAGGAAAUACGUGAUGACGAAAUAGGUGAAGAGGAAAUAGGUGAAGAGGAAAUACGUGAUGACGAAAUGGGUGAAGAGGAAAUAGGUGAUGACGAGAUAAGUGAAGAGGAAAUAGGUGAUGACGAAAUGGGUGAAGAGGAAAUACGUGAUGACGAAAUAAGUGAAGAGGAAAUACGUGAUGACGAAAUGGGUGAAGAGGAAAUACGUGAUGACGAAGUAGGUGAAGAGGAAAUAGGUGAUGAUGAAAUGGGUGAAGAGGAAAUACGUGAAAAUAGGGACCUAUGGAAUGGGAGGGUUGAGAAGCCUACUUGUGGUGGGGGAGAGGAAAUGGGCGGUGGGAUAUGCGAUGCGAAAAGGGGAAAGGAAAUAGGUGAUGACGAAAUAGGUGAAGAUGAAAUAGGUGAUGACGAAAUAGGUGAUGAAGAAAUAGGUGAAGAGGAAAUAGGUGAAGAUGAAAUAGGAGAUGACGAAAUAGGUGAUGACGAAAUAGGUGAAGAGGAAAUGGGUGAUGAGGAAAUAGGUGAAGAGGAAAUACGUGAUGACGAAAUAGGUGAAGAGGAAAUGGUGUUGCAAGCAUCUUAG